GGGAGGGGUUUGCUUCUGAUGGGGUGGGGAGGGAGCAGGAGGGGCUGCAGAUGUGCAACCGCUGGGAAAAAACCGUGCAGGCGGAUCCCGGGAAGGUGGACUUAGAAGAAUGGCCUCCUUUUGCCAGGUGAGAGAGGUACAGAACCCCGGGCAAGACAACAGGAAGAAAUACAAGGGCACAGUCACAGGAGGCAAAAGGGAGAGGCUUCUCGUCAUAGCCAAGUGGAUGCAGGAUAUCUUUUCCCAGUCUGAGGUGACCCAAGUGAAAAAGAAGGAGAUGGAAGAAGAGGACCCAGGAGGACCUGGGACUGGCAAGACAGCAAGCAAAGGCCUCCAUCCCAUCCCAGCUGGGAGUGGCAUUGACUUCUGGGAAGGAGCUGGGCCAGAGAUCCUGGCUCAGGACACCAUAACCUCAGAUGUCAAUUGCCAACGCUUCCGGCUGUUCUGCUACCAUGAGGCCGAUGGGCCCCGAGAGGUUUGCAGCCAGCUCCAUGGACUUUGCAACCAGUGGCUGAAGCCGGAGAGGCACACCAAGAAGGAGAUCCUGGACCUGGUGAUCCUGGAGCAGUUCCUGACUCUCCUGCCCCAGGAAAUGCAGAGCUGGGUCAGAGGAUGUGGGCCAGAGACCAGUCCCCAGGCAGUGACCUUGGCAGAAGAUUUCCUCCUGAGUCAGGCAGAAGAGAAGAGGCAGGCAGAACAGAUUGCUGUCUGUCUCUCUCUGUCCCCCCCGGGAGAAGCCUCUCUUCAUAUCCAAGUGAAUACUGGAAUCUUUUCACAGUCUGAGUGGACUGAAGAGAAGGGGCAGGAGAUGGAAGAAGAGGACCCAGGAGGACGCGGGACCAGUAAGACAGCAAACAAAGGCCCUCAUCCUCUCCAAGCUGAGAGUGCUGUUGACUCCUGGGAAAGAGCUGGGCCAGACAGCCUGGCUCAGGACACCAUAACCUCUGAUGCUGAUUGCCAACGCUUCCGGCUUUUCCACUACCAUGAAGCCAAUGGGCCCCAAGAGGUUUUCAGCCAGCUCCAUGGACUUUGCAACCAGUGGCUGAAGCCGGAGAGGCACACAAAGAAGCAGAUGGUGGACCUGGUGAUCCUGGAGCAGUUCCUGACUCUCCUGCCCCAGGAAAUGCAGAGCUGGGUCAGAGGAUGUGGGCCGGAGAGCAGUUCCCAGGCGGUGGCCUUGGCAGAAGGUUUCCUCCUGAGUGAAGCAGAGGAGAAGAGGCAGGCAGAACAGAUAUUGGGACCAUCUGGGAGGACAGAAGCUACAACCCCUGAAGCAGAAAGAACUCCUUCUGAGGAACAGCAGAGGACACAGGAUCUGGAGCAUGCCCAAGAUGCCCUCUCCUGUGGAAGCGAAGAGAUGCUGUUGAGCCGCCAUCUUUUCAUAGGUGUGGAGACGGCUGAUGUCCCUCCCAUCCAGUGUCCCUUUUCCUUUGAGGAGGUGUCCAUCUAUUUCACGGAGGCAGAAUGGGCCCUGCUGGAUCUGGGACAAAGAGCUCUAUACGUGGACGUCAUACUGGAGAUCUAUGGGAAUGUGGCCUUUCUGGAAGCCAGAGGUACAAGAGAGACUACGGUGGAGACAGAAAAUGCUCUUGCAUCCAAAGAAAUAUUGGAGAGUUCCUCAAGAGGUUCCCAAGAGCAUAUUUCCUUCCCAAACGAGCCGGCUGAGACAGAGGAUGAACAGAGGAACGAGGAGGGUGAGGAACUUGAUCAACAAAUGUCAAAUAGAGUUAAAAAUGAAGACUUGAAAGAAAACAUCCGAAGUGAAGGCAUAUCUAAGAGAAACACAAGCAGUCAUAUGGUUGAGAAGCAGGAUGAAAGAAAGGAUAACGUACAUUUUCAAAAGCACACAAUCAUGAAGAGAAGUACAUUCAGUCUGUCUGGAAAGUACUUCAGAAAUAGAUCACAGCUCCUUCUGCACCAAAGAACCCACACAGGGAUGAAACCUUUUGAAUGCUCAGAGUGUGGAAUGAGAUUCAGUUUGAGUAGUAGUCUUCAACAGCAUCAGAGGACUCACACAGGGGAGAAACCUUUUGAGUGCCCAGAGUGUGGAAAGAAAUUCAGUCAGAGUGGAUCUCUUCAACGGCACCGAAGAACCCACACAGGGGAGAAACCUUUUGAAUGUUCAGAGUGUGGCAAGAGAUUCAGUCAGCAUCGUUAUCUUCAAUACCAUUUGACUGCCCACACAGGGGAGAAACCUUUUGAAUGCUCAGAGUGUGGUAAGACAUUUAAUCAGAGUAGUGAUCUUCAAAAGCAUCUGACAUCUCACACAGGGGAGAAACCAUUUGAAUGCCCAGAGUGUGGGAAAAGAUUCAGUCGGAAUGACACUCUUCAAUUGCACCGAAGAAACCACACAGGGGAGAAACCUUUUGAAUGCUCAGAGUGUGGAAAGAGAUUCAAUCAAUGUGAAGCUCUUCAAAAUCAUCUGAGAACUCACACAGGGGAAAAACCCUUUGAAUGCUCAUACUGUGAAAAGAGAUUCAGUCGCAGUAGCAUUCUGCAACAGCAUCAGAGAACCCACACAGGGGAGAAAGCUUUUGAAUGCUCUGAGUGUGGAAAGAGAUUCAGUCGCAGUAGCACUCUGCAACAGCAUCAGAGAACCCACACAAGGGAGAAACCUUUUGAAUGCCCCGAGUGUGGGAAGAGAUUCAGUCAGAGUUACAAUCUGCAACUGCACCAAAGUACCCACACAGGGGAGAAAGUUUUUGAAUGCUCAGAGUGUGGAAAGAGAUUCAAUCGGAGUGACACUCUUCAACAGCAUCAGAGAACCCACACAGGGGAGAAACCAUUUGAAUGCUCAGAGUGUGGAAGGAGAUUCCGUUUGAGUGGUGUUCUUCAAAAGCAUUUGACAACCCACACAGGGGAGAAACCUUUUGAGUGCUCAGACUGUGGAAAGCGAUUCAAUCGGAGUGACACUCUUCAACAGCAUCAGAUAACCCACACAGGGGAGAAACCUUUUGAAUGCUCAGAGUGUGGAAAGAGAUUCAGUCAGAGGGGCUAUCUGCAACAGCAUCAGAGAACCCACACAAGAGAGACACCUUUUGAAUGCUUAGAAUGGAGAAAGAAAUUAACUUGGAGUUGCGAUCUUCAAGAGCACCAGAUAACCCACACAGGGGAGAAGCAUUUUGAAUGUUCAGUGUGUGGAAAGAGAUUCAGUCGCAAGGGCCAUCUUCAACAGCAUCAGAUAGCCCACACAGGGGAGAAACCUUUUGAGUGUUCAGAGUGUGGAAAGAGAUUCAGUCGCAGGGGCGAUCUUCAACAGCAUCAGAUAAUCCACACAGGGGAAAAACCUUUUGAAUGCUCAGAAUGUGGAAAGAAAUUCAGUCGCAGUAAUAAUCUGCAACGGCAUCAGAUAACCCACACAGGAGAGAAACCUUUUGAAUGCUCUGAGUGUGGGAAGAGAUUCAGUAUCAGGGGUGAACUUCGACAGCAUCAGAGAACUCACACAGGGGAGAAACCUUUUGAGUGCUCAGAGUGCGGAAAGAGAUUCAGACAGAAUCGCUCUCUUCGAAAGCAUUUAAGAACUCACAUGAGUAAUGUUCCUGGAUCAUUUACAAGUGAAUGUCAAUACCAUAAAACUCUUAAUGUAAUAGCAGAUUGGAAUUUAUAUACCAACAUUUCAGUACAAACCUUUCUCUGAAUGUGCCGAUAGUUAUGGCUAGCUUAUUAAGAAGUACAGACAUACAGUAGUCUUUCACUGAAUGAUGCUACACUUCUAUAUGUUCUUCACUUGUUUAUAUAUACUAUGAAUUCUUGAACACAUCAAUAAACUUAAUUCGAAGCUGAGGGAAAAAA
Molecule: messenger RNA, 3792 nt
Organism: Heteronotia binoei (common prickly gecko)
Lineage: Eukaryota; Metazoa; Chordata; Lepidosauria; Squamata; Gekkonidae
Product: zinc finger protein 420-like
Exons: 9
Coding region: 110-3637 (1175 amino acids)
Biological process (GO): negative regulation of transcription by RNA polymerase II
Molecular function (GO): DNA-binding transcription repressor activity, RNA polymerase II-specific
Source: RefSeq, a predicted model, not a curated record